AUGUUAGAGAAUCAAAUAGCUCAACAGGAUAGCUCUUCAAAUAGUAAAGCUUUUGGGAAGCUUCCUAGCCAACCUGAGAAUACAAGGGAGCAAUGCAAUGCUGUUACUUUAAGAAGUGGAAAGCUAAUGGGGGAAGAACACAAAAUUGAAGUAAAGUUGAAAGAAAAGAAAGAUGAGUGUGAGAGUGAAUCCACUUCAACUAAAGCUAAAGCUAGUAAGGAAGCAAAUGAAGAGAAAGAAGAUAAAAAGAAAAUAGAAGAGAAAUAUGUGCCUCCUGCACCGUACAAGCCACCAUUGCCCUUUCCUCAGAGGUUUCAGAAAGCACAAUUAGAUAAGCAGUUUGGGAAAUUCCUUGAAGUUUUGAAGAAGUUGUUGGAAGAUUAUAAAACUGUUGCACUUACUGAGGAGUGUAGUGCUAUAUUGCAGAACAAGCUCCCACCUAAGCUGAAAGAUCCUGAAAGUUUUUCCAUACCAUGUCACAUUAGAGAAACAAGUAUUGAGAGAGCAUUAUGUGACUUGGGGGCUAGUGUUAGCUUGAUGCCGCUUUCCAUAUGUGAGAAGUUAAAGGUUGAAGAUCUAAAGCCCGCAACUAUUUCUUUGCAGUUAGCUGACAGAUCUAUAAAGUAUCCAGUUGGGAUUUUAGAGAAUGUGCCAUUAAAAGUUGGGAAGUUUUUCAUUCCAGUGGAUUUUAUUGUACUAGAGAUUGAGGAGGAUGCAAGAAUGCCCAUCAUACUUGGAAGGCCAUUUUUAGCCACUGCAGGAGCUAAUAUAGAUGUAAAGAGUGGAAAAUUGAAGAUGACAGUGGGGGAGGAGGAAAUAGAGUUUAAUUUAUUCCAAUAUUCCAAGGAACCAGCUAUGAUGAAUUCUUGUUAUAGGGUAGAUGUCAUAGAGCAUGAUGCUGAACUGAAGUUACUAAACUAG
This is a messenger RNA of Hevea brasiliensis (rubber tree), 921 nucleotides long. RefSeq lists its product as uncharacterized. The transcript is spliced from 2 exons. The record is from RefSeq and is a predicted model, not a curated record. Lineage: Eukaryota; Viridiplantae; Streptophyta; Magnoliopsida; Malpighiales; Euphorbiaceae. Bases 1 to 921 code for a protein of 306 amino acids.